AUGGAAGACCCCGUCAAGGAUGUUACAAUUGACGCUAAAGAGGAGGUUGCACAGCCUCCAAUGCAGAUAUCUUAUGAAGAACUGGACGGAGUAACUCAAGACGCAUGUUUCCUUGAUGAUGACAGACACCAGUCAAGUCCUCCUAGUGAUGAACUUGCAUCUGCAAGAAAUCAAGCUCAAAAGGAUGAUGAAACUGCUCAGAAUUAUGAAAAAGGAAAUUCUGGACAAGCUGAACCAGAAACAGCAAAUGCUGAAAAGUCAAGAGACAAUUCCAUUUUGUCUCAUGAACCUGAAAGAAAUUCAGCAGAAAGCAGCAUACAGAUUCCUUUGGUGACCGAAUCUGCCUCCAAGUCCACUAGACCUCGUGAAUGGAGGUUCUUAAAGAAUUAUCCUGAGGAAUUUGUCAUUGGGGACGUCUCUCAUGGAGUGCAAACUAGGUCUUCCACUAGAAAGGCAAAUGAAGGUUCAAACAUUGCCCUUCUUUCACAAAUGGAGCCUCAAAACGUCAAGGAAGCCCUAAGUGACCCAUCUUGGAUUAAGGCUAUGGAGGAUGAGCUUCUUGAGUUUGAAAAGAACCAAGUGUGGACGUUGGUUCCAAGGCCUAGUGGAAAGAAAGUGACCGGCACCAAGUGGAUAUUCCGGAACAAGUUGGGAGAAGAUGGCAUGAGACAAUUCUGGGCAGGUGAUGAACGUUUCCUUCUAGUCCGUGUAAUCUGGGCUUGUUUCAAGUAA
Arachis stenosperma is the source of this 732-nucleotide messenger RNA. RefSeq lists its product as uncharacterized. The coding region runs from base 1 to 732 and encodes 243 amino acids. NCBI's taxonomy places the organism in Eukaryota, Viridiplantae, Streptophyta, Magnoliopsida, Fabales, Fabaceae. The transcript has 3 exons. The record is from RefSeq and is a predicted model, not a curated record.